Molecule: messenger RNA, 1562 nt
Organism: Folsomia candida
Lineage: Eukaryota; Metazoa; Arthropoda; Collembola; Entomobryomorpha; Isotomidae
Product: eukaryotic translation initiation factor 2-alpha kinase pek-1
Exons: 1
Coding region: 709-1314 (201 amino acids)
Biological process (GO): protein phosphorylation
Cellular component (GO): cytosol
Molecular function (GO): ATP binding; eukaryotic translation initiation factor 2alpha kinase activity
Source: RefSeq, a predicted model, not a curated record
UUUCCAUUGAAUGGCCCCUUUGAUGAAAAAUAUUGGCGGUUAUGUUCAAUUUAUGAGCAAAUUUUCUCUUGCUUUUUCCUCCACGGGGCGAAGACCAGGGAUGAGUGCGAACUUUGACCCCCAAUAUUUUUCUUCAAAAGGGCCAUUCAACGGAAGGAUAAGCGUCAUGCGACUCCUAAUUUUUGGCUUGAUUUUUGGAUAUAACUCCCUAGUCGAUCCCAGUGUACCUAGAUCUAAAAAAGGUUCCAUUGUGAGUUAUUUUUCUUUGCAGAACCGCCUCAUGAGCUUAGGACAUACUCUUUCGACACUAAAGAUACUGAUCUGAAAUCUCCCCUUAACGACACCCACUCCCCCUGGAAGACGGACGACUCUCUAAAAUGCUUCCAGCUAUUGGGAUCUGGUAGUUUCGGAAAAGUGUACGAGGCCAUCGAUCAGACCGACGUGGUUAAUCCAAACGUCGCCGUAAAAUGCGUCGAUAUUCGGAAAACGCUUCGAUGCAGUGCCGCAUCAAACUUCAGCACAAGGGACGUUGGCUAUUUUGCUGCCGUUUUGAAUGAAAUAGUCGUCCUUAGUGGACUCAGCAAUGACCACGUGGUACGCUACAUUAGCUGUUGGGCGGAAGCAGAAGGUACUGAGAAAUUAGACCGGUUUCAACUUCAGGCAUACGUGGAUUCCCUUCUGCUCAACUCAGCCAGCUCGACCGGUCUGAUGUGGGUGCCCCCGAGCAAUAUUUACAUCAAGAUGGAACUCUGUCAAUUCACGUUGAAAUAUUUCUUAGAGAAUCAUCAGCUCAUCCCAAAUUUUGCAAAUGGACAUGUAGCCGCCAUAUUCAAAGAUAUCGCGACAGGGCUGAGUUACAUUCAUUCGAAGGGGUUCAUUCAUCGGGAUAUAAAACCGGGAAAUAUAUUUUGUAAGGUACACCCAAUUUGUGGCUGUAUCUGGAAAAUGGGGGAUCUUGGUUUAGCAACGAGGGAUUUGGACAAGACUUUCGGCCAGGUGGGGACCGACUGUUACAGAAGUCCGGAAAUGAAGCGUGGGUUUGGUUACACGACAAAGGCGGACAUGUGGAGUUUAGGCCUCGUGUUUUUGGAGUUAGUACAACAGGACGGGAAUGGCUUUAAUGUGGCGCAGGUUUCGGAAAAAUUGCACAAUCUUGGAAUUUCAAGACAUAGAUAUUUAUAUCUAAAAGAGGCUGUUGUACAAGAGAGGUUUGCAAUUUGGGUAAAAGUAAUUAAUAAGUUGGUUAACCCGGAUGAAAUGAAGAGAAUUUCGUCCACCGAGUUGGAAGUGGCGUUAAACAGAAUCUAUUAUUGAAAUUUUACCGUUAAGGUGUGUAAAUUAUUGUUACAGAUGUAUUAUAUUUUAUUUCGUGAGGAGAGCAUUGCAAUGCAGAAUAUGUAAUUUCAAUAUUAUUUUCACUAAAUUAACAGGUACUUAUACUGUAAACAUGUAUAUUAUACAAUAUUUAGAUAAAUAAGAGUUUAUGCAAAAUCAAAUUUAGUUAAUUACUGCUUCAUUAAUCUAUGCUCAUUUUUACCUUAUUUGCUUCUAAGAAUGGUUAG